Messenger RNA from Alternaria postmessia, 747 nucleotides. RefSeq lists its product as uncharacterized. NCBI's taxonomy places the organism in Eukaryota, Fungi, Ascomycota, Dothideomycetes, Pleosporales, Pleosporaceae. The coding region runs from base 1 to 747 and encodes 248 amino acids. The record is from RefSeq and is a predicted model, not a curated record. The transcript has a single exon.
AUGGCUCUAUUCGCUCGCUCCGCACGCCAUGCGUUCCUCGAGUCCAGGGCGAUAGUCCAACCGACCAUCCGCCGCGCAGGAAUAACAACCGUAUCGCACAACCUCGACACAUCAAAUACCCCCGAACCGCUCAUCCAAUCCGGCCACCGCAUAUCAGACGAAGCCAAAGAGCGCGCUCAAACACCACAGCCUCUCCCCAGCGAUGCCCCUACGCCCGCUUCCUCAAACGAUGUCAAAGCCUCACCACACGCCCGCUCAGACAUCCUCUCGCAAACCCUCACACCCUCCAUCCGCAAGCUCCUCCCUCUCCUACAGACCCAGCCAGCACACUACAUAACCGCACAUCUCCAUGGCCGUCCAUAUCUCCUGACUCGCGGCGACACACUUCGCCUCCCCUUCCAAAUGCCACAUGUACGCCCCGGCGACAUUCUGCGCUUGAACCGCGCUACACACAUUGGAUCGCGAGACUACACAUUAAAAGCGCCGGAGUCUGUCAAGGGAAACGCAGACCAUGGAAAAAAGGUGUACUACCUAGAUGAGCGGUUAUUCACGUGCAGGGCGCGGGUUGUGGGUGUGGAGAGCGAACCAUUGAGAAUAGAGGAGAAGACCAAGAGGAGGCAAAGACACACCAAACACGUAAAGAGCAAACUGCAUUUCACCGUCUUGAAGAUCAGUGAUUUGGAGGUUAAGAGUUUGGAGGAGUACGAGGCGGCAUUGGGGCAAGAGGAGAAGAAGAGUGUACAAUAG